GAGACGGCCACUCUGCGCUGCACCGUGACCUCCCUGAUCCCCGUGGGGCCCAUCAGGUGGUUCAGGGGCACAGGGCCAGGCCGGGAGUUAAUCUACGAUUUUAAAGGAGGCCACAUCCCCCGAGUAACAAAUGCUUCAGAUGUCACAAGGAGAGACAACACGGACUUUUCCAUCCGCAUCAGUAACAUCACCCCGGCAGACGCCGGUGUCUACUACUGUGUGAAGUUCCAGAGAGGAUUAGCUGGUGACACGGAGUAUAAGUCUGGACCAGGCACUCGGCUCACUGUGAGUGCCAAACCCUCACCUCCCGUGGUAUCAGGCCCCGCCUCAAGGGCCCCACCUGAGCAGACAGUGAGCUUCACCUGCAGAUCUCACGGCUUCUACCCCAGAACCAUCUCCCUGAAAUGGUUCAAAAACGGGAAGGAGAUCGCAGCCUCCCAGACCAGCGUGGACCCGGAGGGAGACAGCGUUUCCUACAGCGUCUCCAGCACAGCCAAGGUGGUGCUGGCCCCGGGGGAUGCUCGCUCCCAGGUCACCUGCGAGGUGGCCCACGUCACCCUGCAGGGGGGCCCUCCUCUCCGUGGGACUGCCUACUUGUCUCAGGUCAUCCGAGUUCCGCCCACCGUGGAGGUCACCCAACAGCCCACGGCAGGGACCCAGGUGAACGUCACCUGCCAGGCGAAGCAGUUCUACCCCCGAGACCUCCAGCUGAGCUGGGUGGAGAACGGAAACGUGUCCCGGAUAGAAAUGGUGUCGACCCUCAGGAAGAACAAGGACGGGACCUUUACCCGGACGAGCUGGCUCCUGUUGAACUCGUCCGCCCACAGCGGGGAGGUGCUGUCCUGCCGGGUGGAGCACGACGGGCAGCCGGCGGUCAGCGCCAACCUCACCCUGGAGGCCUCUGCUCCCCAGAAGGACCAGAACACACAUGAACACCCUGGUGAGGCUUCCAUUAACCUGAAAGGGCUUUUAAAAUUUUAUCUUUUUAAGUUGUUAAAGUAGUCAUUCUUCCUUGUUAUAGAAUAAUCUAGAAGUCCAUAAAUGUAAAGUAGAAUUUUGAGGUGACUUCCCCCACUCAAAUCCCAUACU
Vicugna pacos (alpaca) is the source of this 1089-nucleotide messenger RNA. The record is from RefSeq and is a predicted model, not a curated record. Lineage: Eukaryota; Metazoa; Chordata; Mammalia; Artiodactyla; Camelidae.